Molecule: messenger RNA, 693 nt
Organism: Trichoderma aggressivum f. europaeum
Lineage: Eukaryota; Fungi; Ascomycota; Sordariomycetes; Hypocreales; Hypocreaceae
Exons: 3
Coding region: 1-693 (230 amino acids)
Biological process (GO): transmembrane transport
Cellular component (GO): plasma membrane
Molecular function (GO): transmembrane transporter activity
Source: RefSeq, a predicted model, not a curated record
AUGGAGCACACCGCAUCUGAUGCCUCCUCUCCGCAUCCCGUCAAGGAUUUCCGUUUUCGUGUAGUCAUUCUGUGUCUCUGCAUCUGCUGCUUUAUUGCGUCGCUCGACACCAUUAUCCUUUCCUCGACCCUGCCAGCCAUUGCAGCAAGCCUCCAGGCCACCACGACGGAUGCGUAUUGGUGUAGUGCCAGUUUUCUAUUUGCUCAGAGCGUGGUCCAACUCAUCUACGCUGUCGUUGCUCGUGCUCUUAACCGCCGCAUAUGCAUGCUAGCUGCUCUUGGGUUCUUUGAAGCUUUGCGAGCAUCUUAUGCGCUACGGCUCGUAACAUACAGUGGCUCAUUGCUGCGCGGACAAGUCUUCUGGAUCAACCUGCCGAUAUGUGUCCCCACAAUGGUCGGUUUUGCAUGGUGUCUUGAUGCUCCUCCAAGACAAUCGUCGGUCUGGACAGCCAUCAAGAAGACAGAUUGGGGCGGUGGCAUCAUAUUUACCUUUUGUUCUCAUUCGUACCUGGGCGCGGCGAUUCUUAUGCUUCCCGCCACACUCACAUUUCCACCGUCAGCUGCCAUCGCAGGUCAUAUAAUUGGCCGUACGCUCAAAUACCAGCUGGCUAACAUAAUUGGCUUUGCCAUUCUGGUUGGUGGCCUCAGUGGCUCAGCCAACCUGGAUGAAUUCUCCUCUCACCCCAACCAGUAA